Molecule: messenger RNA, 525 nt
Organism: Desarmillaria tabescens
Lineage: Eukaryota; Fungi; Basidiomycota; Agaricomycetes; Agaricales; Physalacriaceae
Product: 3-hydroxyanthranilic acid dioxygenase
Exons: 4
Coding region: 1-525 (174 amino acids)
Biological process (GO): 'de novo' NAD+ biosynthetic process from L-tryptophan; quinolinate metabolic process
Cellular component (GO): cytoplasm
Molecular function (GO): iron ion binding; 3-hydroxyanthranilate 3,4-dioxygenase activity
Source: RefSeq, a predicted model, not a curated record
AUGCCUCUUGCGCCCCCCAUUAACUUUCCAAAAUGGCUGGAGAAUAAUGGUCAUUUACUUCAGCCACCCGUCAACAACUUUUGUAUUUACAGGGGCGGGGAUUUCAUUAUCAUGACUGUUGGUGGCCCCAAUGAGAGGAAAGAUUAUCAUGUUAAUGAAACUGAGGAGUGGUUUUAUCAGCAUAAAGGGGGUAUGCUACUACGAGUAGUAGACGAAGGCAAAUUUAGAGACAUCAGAAUCGAAGAGGGGGAGAUGUUCCUUCUUCCUGCCAACACACCACAUAAUCCUGUUCGAUUCACCGACACCAUAGGACUCGUAAUAGAACGCGAACGACCUACUGAAUCACUUGAUCGCCUGCGCUGGUACUGUGAAAAAGGCCAGCACGAGGAGCCAACAAUCAUUUACGAGGAAUCGUUCCACGUUACGGAUCUGGGAACUCAGCUGAAGCCAGUCAUCCAGAAGUGGAUGAGCAGCGAAGACAUAAGGCGGUGCAAGGCUUGCGGCGUUGUUGCUGAUGCGAAGUAG